Quercus robur (English oak) is the source of this 717-nucleotide messenger RNA. Its product is annotated as dirigent protein 25-like. NCBI's taxonomy places the organism in Eukaryota, Viridiplantae, Streptophyta, Magnoliopsida, Fagales, Fagaceae. The transcript has a single exon. The record is from RefSeq and is a predicted model, not a curated record. Bases 1 to 717 code for a protein of 238 amino acids.
AUGGCCAAGCUUCCCUCCAUGCUAACCAUAGCCUUUAUCUUACUUUUAUUCAUGGCCAUAAUCAACCACUCAUCUUCAGCUAGAACUCUUGGCAAUCGAACCCCAACCCAUCAUAACCAUUAUCACAAAAUCACAUUUCUAAUGAGAGACGUGCUCAAUGUGACUCACCACCCCUUAUCAAAACCCUCAACCACUAAAGUCACUGGUCAGCUGCCUUUCCAAAAACCACUAGGAUUUUUCCCUCCUAUUGGAGGAAUCCCCUUAGACAAUCCAACAAUUCAAGGCACAGGAUCGUCCACUCAAACACUUGGCUUAUCAAGCAUUGGUCUAUCUUUCCCAGCUAGAGCUACUCUUCAAGAAUUGGAGUUUGGGACAGUAAAAGCAAUAGAUGAAGAAAUAUUUAAAGGGCCAAGAAACAUGUCACCUAUACUUGGAAAAGCACAAGGGAUAUAUGUUGCUAGUUCAGAAGAUGGGAGUAGCCACAUGAUGGCCAUGACAGCAUAUCUUGCUAGUAGUGACUUCAAAGAUGGGUUGAGAUUUUUUGGGGUGCACCAAACUGAUGUUCCUGAGUCUCAUAUUGCAAUUAUUGGUGGCACUGGGAAGUAUCGGGGUGCUAAUGGUUAUGCAACAGUUAAGGCUGUGGAUGUAAGGUCUCAUGUUGAUGGGGAAGGAAAAGGAACCAAUAAGGUCAUUUUGUUCAAUGUAUAUCUAAGUUAG